Messenger RNA from Macrobrachium nipponense, 2143 nucleotides. RefSeq names its product CXXC motif containing zinc binding protein-like. Gene Ontology annotation, molecular function: zinc ion binding. The record is from RefSeq and is a predicted model, not a curated record. Lineage: Eukaryota; Metazoa; Arthropoda; Malacostraca; Decapoda; Palaemonidae. The coding region runs from base 231 to 704 and encodes 157 amino acids. The transcript has 6 exons.
UCCCAAUCGAGAACAGCAGUGGAGUGGUAAUCGUAAGUAGUCGCUCAAAAACCAAAUCUUUUUCCCUUUAUAUGCCAAAAAAUGGAGUGUCCACCGGGUAGAACGUUUGGACAAGAGGACUAUGAUGGCUUUGGAAGUUGGGAAAGGAAGGUUUAGGAGGCACUGAUGCAAAAGGGAAUCCUAGGACACGUCCACCUAUCGACCUGAACUAGUCAAUUGAUGUGAUAACAAUGCCGGUGUUCAAAGUUGCUAUUCGGGCUCAGCUGGAAAAUAUUACCGCUUUAGAGGCACCAGGGGAUGACUUUCAAUAUUGUAUUAAGAUAAAAUGCACUAGUUGUAAUGAAGAAGCUGAUAAAUGGCAGUAUGUGUCUGCUGACGAACAGGUAGAGAUGCCAGGUUCUCGAGGUGUCUGUAAUCUGCUUAUCAAGUGUAAGCUUUGCAAAAAGAUCAACUCCAUGGAUGUAUUGAUGCAGCAUAAAAAAUUGUAUAAUGCUGACGAUGUUCCAAACUUGAAAGAAAUCAUAGCUUUUGAUUGUCGAGGUUUAGCUGUAACUGGUUUCCAAUUUGGAGAAGGAUGGCAGUGUAAAGGAGCAGAGAGUGGGACGCAGUUUACCAUCUUAAAUUUGGAUGAAGAUUGGUGUGAUUAUGAUGAAAAACAGAAUUGCACAGUUGGUAUAACUGAGCUUGAAUACAAAAUUCUUUAGGUAUAAGAUUUUUUCAUUAUAAAUAUGUUAGAAUAUUUUGCUUUUUAAAGUUUUGAACUCUAUAGGAUUUCAGCAUAUAAGUUUUAGGUUUUAUCAUUUUUGCACUUGUUUGAUGUAUGAGAUUCAAGUAACGAUGAGAAGUGUGACAGAAUCAUGUCAAAUAGAAAAUGUAUAAUUAUAUGAGAAAUAUCCCAAGGACAUUUUCUGAUAAUGUCAGUGAUAAAAUAUUUUCCCGUAGCAGUAAUGGCAGUAGGUGACAGAUAAAAGCUUUACUAUAUGGAGGCAGUAUGAAAUGCUAAACAGAAUACAUGUAAGCAAGCUGAGUUAUAAUGGAAAGCUCUUUCAUCACAUGUGCCCUGGUAUUAUUAUGGAGCUAAAUUUUUUCUUGUGGUAUUAUUGAACUAAACCAUUGUAACUCGCAUGAAUCAACAACUAUUCCAAUUAACUUAAGGAUAUGUCAGCAUCUGUUCCAAUUAUUUAUCUAAAGUGCAACAUAAAGCAUUCAUUGGCUAGCUAAUGUCCUCAUUCAGUUAUUUCUAUUAAGUGUUUUCCAUCGUUAAUAUUUGAAAGAUGAAUCUCUUCUCUAAACUAAAUCAAACUACUUAAGAAAACAAUUACAUAUUGAAAAUGGAAUUUGAUUAUUUUACUUUCUAUCUAUGGGAAAAUAAUGUUUAGUCUUCUUUCAGUCCCUAGAAAAUUUUGUUCUUUAUAAGGUUUCAUUUAAAAACAGAAGACCAAAGCAUUGUAAAACACCAUUUGUGCAUUGCAAAGGUAAGUAUGGGACAUGUGGUAUAUACUCAUUAUUUUCAGGGUUUCUGCUGCAACUUUGUCUUUGAAAUGUGAAAGGAAGAAUUAUGGAAAAGCAGACUGUUAAGGGCUUACUAUUUCUAGUGUGCAGAAUGCACUGCAAAUGGUACUAAAGUUUUCUAGUAAUCCAUCAUCCCAAGCUGUAUGUUCUAAGUUGUCUGUCAGGCUUGUUCCAGUUUUCACCCACCAGGAGUCGCUUGUAAUUAAUUAUAAUCAAAAGAAUGUUGAUUUGGCAUCCCUUAUUUCAUAUGGGGAAGGUUAUUAUUAUAAAAUUGUUUAUUGGAACCAUAAAUUCAUAAUAUUCCUAAACACACUGUAUUCACUUGAAGGAUUGGCUCUUGAAUUUGAGGUGUAAGUUAGAGGUAAAGUUAGAGUAAUUGGUCAGAUAGGUAGGAAGAGAAGGCAAGGAAUGGCUGAAAAUUAGUAGGAAAAAAGUGACAUAACUGGGCCAAGGGGAUACUGAAAAUAGCUAUCAAUACUAGUAAUAAUGUGUCAAAAAGGAAGUGUAAGUGAUCUAUCUCCCUAUGGGGAGGCAAAGAAGAUUAAAAACACACCAAUAACUUUAUAUAUUUUAUUAAGAAAACAAAAUCUGUACAUCCUUACUUUUCUAAAUAAAAAUUGUUACAAAUACA